AGACGUGGAGGUGGAUAUAUCACGUGAGAACUAGAAUAUUGUAAUAAGCAGAUUGAUUGAACUAGGCUAAUUGUUAAAUAAAUGAUCACAAGUAAUCUUGUAAUAAUCUUGUAAUUUGCGACAACAAAAAUGGAAAAUGGGGAUGUUAAAGGACCAACUGUCGCAGAGAAUCAAGAAAAUAUUAAACCAGGAAAUGAAAUUGACAUAAAAGUCACUCCAGUCAUCAAGCUUGUGCAAGAAGAAGGAAAUUUAACUCCUGUCAGUAGUGCAGGAGAAGACGAUGAUUCUCCUGAUUUCCAAGAUAUGUUGAAACAGGACAAAACAUGGAUUCCACCAUCAGAAGAAAUUGAAAUUAAAAUCAGAGAUCUUCUAGAACAUUAUUUUUCUAAUGACAAUAUUUCAAAGGACAAAUUUCUAUUGAAACAUGUGAAGCGUAACAAGCAUGGAUACGUUUCUGUCAAACUAUUGACAAGUUUUAAAAAAAUCAAGAAUUUGUCAAAAGAUUGGAAAAUGACGGCAUAUUGUGUAUUGAAGUCGGAUAAACUAGAAAUUAAUAGAGUGGGUACAAAACUUCGAAGAAAAGAACCGUUACCAGAAAUCGAUCUUCCCACUACAUCAAUACGAACUAUUUUAUAUAAAUUAGGCGAUAGUCAAGAAGAACCUUCUGUUGAUCAGGUUUCUGAAAAAUUUCGUGAAUUUGGUCAACUAACAACAAUACGUAUUAUAAGGCCUUCUAUGGAAGUUCCUGCUGAUCUACGUAAUCACAUGACAAAACAUCCUGAACUAGGACAGAGUCUGUGUGUUGUUAUUGAAUUUGAAACAACAGAUGGAGCUCAUAAUGCUUAUAAAACACUUUCAAAAGUUGCAAGGGAAGAAGAAAAAACAGAAUCCUAUAGCCUUCUAGGAUCAGGUAGAAAUCCUCGGAAAACUGGUGGAAGAAAUAGAGACAUAUAUGAUAGUAAUGAUGAAUCUCCAUACACAAGUUCAAGGGAAAACAGUCCUCUAAUGCCACGUAGGAAGUUUGUUACCGGGAAGAACGGAUGGCAGACUAAUACAAGAUAUAGCGUAUCUCCUCUAGCUAGUCCUCAAGGAAGCAGAGAUACCAGUCCCACCAGGAGUAAUUCGGAUCGGAGUCCUCGUGGAAGCCCCAGAAUGCAAAGAAAAAAUUUAGGAGGACAAGCCAGUAUUCCACCUCCUUCUGGUUCUUGGAGGACAGGAUUAAGGGACAGUACUCCUGAAACUAGUCCACGAGGAAGUCCUAAAGGAAGUCCAAUGUCAUCAAGAAAACAUAUUUCACAGCAAAAGAAAUCACCACUCGCUAUUCCUAACAAUGUUACAACUCCUGACUCAGCAGGAUCAAACAAUAGUACACCAUCUGGUAGUCCAUGGUUACAAAGAAAAAGGAUGCUCGCUGCUAGUCAAGCUGCUAACUCACCCAGCGGUAGUCCAGGCACGAGUCCCGUCUUGGGUAGAAAAUUUCAAGACGGAGUUCCAGAAGGAGUUCUGCGACUUCCAAAAGGACCUCCUAGUAUUAAUGCGAAGGGUUUUGACAGUGCAUGGAAACGUAGAGUUAAAACUACGUCAGUGGUAAAAUCUCUCAACGACAAGCCCUCGCCUUUAGUCUCGAAUGCAUAGUACACAAAAAGAUCGCAAGAGGCUCGAAAAAAUGAAACAUUGUCAGAACUGUCAACAAAAAAUUUCAAUUUGCAAUCAGAUUAUUUUUUUUCUUAAUGGAAAACAGACAAAGAUAUUUUGUGUCUGGUACUGUGUUGCACGUAGUACAAAGUUUUUGGUUUGGUUAUUUUUUCUUUUUAUCUCUUUUGGUUUGAAUUGUAUUGCGCAAUUCUAUAAUAGUUUUGAUUGGUAUAUGUAGGGUGUUCGGGAAAUCUGUUGAAAAUGAAAUUUUAUUGAAAAACGAUGGCUUUUUAGAAUUGUAUUACUGAAAUCACUACCAUUUAAUAUCGAUCAUGGUUUAUUAUGAAAUAUUGUAUAUGCCAUAAUUAUGCUAUUUUUAGUAUCAAGUAUCUAGCAAAUAGUGGAAGUGUUUUGAAAAUAUUCUAAUUCGAUUUUUACGCUAUCCCUAUCUGCGAGUUAUGAUCAUCUUUAGCCUGCGCUCUUAUAUUUUCUAUUUUAUUUUUUGUGUCUGUUCCUAAACUCGAUACUUUGCCAACAAGAAUCUACCUGUGCGAAAAAUUCAUGAUUCAAGGUAUAUUGUUGGAAUAAUUUUUAGAUCUUCGGUUCAGCAAUCUGUACAAUGUCCUGCUUCAGCACGAGAAGUGAUUCUCUCAUGUCUAUAUGUUUUUGUGCCACUUGCUACCAUAUUUCCAACCAACUUCAAGUGUUGAAAUAUAUACAAGACUUUGCAGGAAUGUCUGAAACAAACUGGGUACACGGAUACUAUACUAACCUGAUAUACUUUUGUUUUUACUGAUUUAGUAAUAAUCUUCUUGUGAAGUUUUUUUAAUCAAGUAAGCUGAGAAACUGGAACCUUAUAUACAUACUUACUGCUCUAAUACUCUUUGCUUCAUGUAAACAGUUGAUCCUAAACAUGUGGAGUCUGGGAAAGUCUACAUUAGAUUUCGGACUCCAACGCCGCGGGUUAAAUUUAGACUCACCAAACACUAAACCAUUUCAAGAAAACAGAACAUUGAUAACAAAAACUUUGGUUUAUACAUGAUUUUCAAUUAUCUUUUAAAAAUGCAAGGAAAAAUCAUGCUUUGCUGCUAAAAAUUUUGACUUAGAUCAUUAAAAAUCUGACUUCUGGCUACAACUCGAGGAUUCAAAAUUUGGACUCCCGAAUUAGAAAUUUAACUCAAUCUCCGCCUCCAGUUUGAAUGAAAUCAUGCAAAACUCCAGAAUCUGAUUCUACAGCCCUGGUUGAUCUAUCUUUUUUAUUCAAGUAUUUUUGUCGGUUUUGUCUUUGAUUCAAUUCAGGACAUUACUACUUGUUUUUUUCAGUUUUUGCCAUCCCUGGCAUGAGUUUUCAACUUGCUUGGUAAACAAUUAUGAAUUUGUUAAUACUGCGUAAUCGUUAAAACAAUUGAUCAAAUUUUGAAAUCUAACUAAAUCAAAUCAUUGCUAAUACGAAAAAAUAGCGAUAUUUUGCAAUUUUUGAAACUUCUAAAACUGCCAGUUUCUUACUAUUGUGUUGUGAUAAUGUUAAAUAUGCAAGUUCUAUCUACAAUUUGUAACCAAUAGAAAAGGAUAAAAAAUGUUCUGUUAGUUAUGAUAUGCCUGAGUGUCAACUCUAAGUGGUGUUGCUUUUAGUUUUGGUGUGAUAUUUUGUGUGAGAAUAAGCUAAGGUGUUCAGAUAGCAUUGUGAGUAGGGCUGUUAUAGUUUGGUGCCUGCUUCUUCGUGGCAUGUCUGUACCUAAAAACUGGACUAUCUUUUUUUACAAGCAUGUUAAACACUUUGUUCAGUUUUCAAAUGAAAUUGAUUUAGUCUAGUAUACUACAAGAUAAACUUUUCUCAUAUCAAACCUGGAAUGGUAACUAGGCGAGAAGUCGUUGCUCACCAUGUGUUAAGUCAUCCUACCAACUUUCAUAUCUUGAUAUAAAUACAAAAAUCCUGUCUUAUCCUACUAUUUGAGUAGUUAUGUUAUACCUUUUUCUUGUCACAGUUAAUCAGACAUUAUUUUUUUAAACUUUAAACUCAAUGGUUUUAUUUUUCAAAUUGGUGAAUAUAUAGUGCAAAUAAAUAUUAGCAGUUAUGGCCUUGAACACCAUGAAUUUCUAUCGGGCCAAAUUUUUGUUCCAUAUUCUAAAUGAAAUAUAAUUAUCAUAUUCUUAAGUCAUAUUGACGAUAACUUUGAAAUGUGAGGGUUUUUCUGUUUAUAAUAGAUAUUUAGAUAUUGUUAUAUAAAUUACUCUCUUUUUGGUGGUUUGCUAGAACUAUGUAAAAAUUUAGCAUAAUAUUUGUACAUUGUGUUGCGUAUUGUGAUAUUUCAAACUCAAUUGCGUAUUGUGAUAUUUCAAACUC
Styela clava is the source of this 3979-nucleotide messenger RNA. Its product is annotated as la-related protein 6-like. NCBI's taxonomy places the organism in Eukaryota, Metazoa, Chordata, Ascidiacea, Stolidobranchia, Styelidae. Gene Ontology annotation, molecular function: mRNA binding. Gene Ontology annotation, cellular component: nucleus; ribonucleoprotein complex. The record is from RefSeq and is a predicted model, not a curated record. Gene Ontology annotation, biological process: RNA processing.